AGCAAGGCCAUGGCGCUUAAGCGCACCCAGGCGGAGAUCAAGGCGUUACGGUACCAGCGUCGCCAGCAGCUCAAACGCGCGAUUGCCAGCGCCUCGAUAGCUGGCUUCGCGCUCGAAAGCAGAGCCGCCAGCGAGAGAGCACCGCGAGCCCAUUGCUGAUGACGCGCGCGCAGUCGCUGGAGUCCUUGGGGAGCAGCCCGGCUGGCGUCACCCCGAUGGCCCUGCCGCUUGCCGCAGCCUUUGGGGGCAUGCUGCCGGUAGUCUCGGCCACAGCGAAAAACGAUUUGCCCUCGAGGUCUGCACGGAUUAUGGUGCCCCGCACGGCCCUGCGAUCUGUCAUCAGCGGGGAGCUCGAUCUGUGCACGCAGUGCGCGUCGACUGGCGACUCCCUGCUGCCGUGCAGUGGUUGUGGCGACAGGUACCACAGUUUUUGUGCGCCGCCACCGCUGUCGGCAUCCUGUCGCCUGCUGCUGUGCCCCUUGUGUCGUGUGUGCUCGAGCUGCAUGGAUGACCGGCUUGCGGACGAUCUGCUGCAGUGCGACGACUGCGGCCUUUUGAUGCACGCGCAAUGCAGCAGCCAGGAGACCGAGCACCCGGAGGGCCUCUCUGGCCUGGUUUCUGAGAGCGGUGGUCGCUGGGUCUGCGACAAGUGCGUGCAUUGCCUCGAGUGCGACUUCAAGAUGACAACGACGAGCUCGGACUCUGACGAGCUUUUUCAGGAGCGGCGGCGGUGGAACUACGACUACACGCUGUGCGGCAGCUGUGCCCCGCAAAUCGAAAAGGCCAAGGUGUGUCCGCAGUGCGUGGCCACGUACUCCAACUGCAAGAUGGGCACCAACAUGGUGUGCUGCGAUAUCUGCGCUUUUUGGAUCCACACGGACUGCGAUCCAGGGCUGACCCCCGAUGUCUACGACGCGCUGAUCACCCUCGAAGACGACGCGCCAUAUGUGUGUCCGACGUGCGCGGCCAUGGCUGACGGGGGACACUCCCGUGAGCUGCUCGGCGACCCGGCCACCAGGCUGCCGCGCUGCCUGCUGACGGCCAGCCCUGAGACCAGAGCACAGACUAACAGGCUUAAAUCCUGCUUUGAUGUAAAAACUGCGGCAAAGACUGAGACUGAGGUCGCCAAUAUGCUUCUGAGCUUGACUCAUUCUGACGUGCGCUUUGGCCGCGACUGCUUUGACACCGAGGCCCUGGAAACGCGAUUUUGUACGGCGGCUCAGGACUGGCGUCAAUGUGCCCUCUGUGCGCUGCAUGGCGACGGGACCCAUAAGCAGAAGCCGUCACUCGGCCGGCUCAUUCCGUUGGGCUCGUCCUCCGAUGAGGAGGCCAGUUGUCACUGGGUGCAUGUCGAGUGCCUGGCCUGGGCCUGGGGCCCGCGCUCUGUUUCGCUUAGCGACCAGAGCAGCCUGACAAUGGUUCGCUUCGAGGGUGUUCUGCUAGAUACCGACAAUGGGACGGAGCUGGCAUGUACAUUGUGCGCUCGUCCGGGGGCUUCCUUCCAUUGCUGCGCCCCGGUGCCGUGCCCCGAUGCCGCCUACCAUUUGCCCUGCCUUUUGCUUGCCGGGAGCCCGUCUCUGUGUGCGCACGAAGAGGAACCGCAGUACUGUGCUGGAUGGCGCCGUGCCUUGUGCCCCUCCCAUGCGCCGAUAUUUUCGGCAAUGAUGCCUGCUGACGGAACCGUCGAGUGUGUAUCUUACGACAGUGUGCGUGUCGAAGGGUGUCUUACUAAUUUAAAUCCUGGAUUGCCUCCUGCCUCGCAAUUCAUGACUAAAGUCGGCGGCACUGUGAUGCUGGAUUGUGGCAACUCUGGGCUCCGCUGCUUGCGGUAUUUCGAGCUGGCUGGAGCCCGGUAUACCCUUGGACUAGCUGUUAAUGAGGAUGAGUUGCCAGGCCAGAUAUGGCAGGGAUGGGUUAUAGAGGGCAUGCCUGUGGAUUUUGAUAAUACUAGGUUCCCUGAUGCCACGCAUUGGUCUGCGACUAUGUCUGCGCUGUUGACACAAUUAUUGGCCACUAUUCGUUUGUCGCACCCAGCUUUGUCUUUUAUCACAGCUGUUGCGUCAGCUUAUCCGCACAAAUUUGUGAACGUUCCGGUUACUACCUGCGCUGCUGAUGGCGGUAGAGUUGCGGAUGGUGCUAAUGAGGUUACUGACAUACUGUCACCUUCCUGCACAGUUGAUGUGGCCACCUGUCCUGCCAAUUCCAUAUUAUAAGACAUUAUUUUUCUUGUUUUUUAUUGUAUGUGUUAAAGGAAAAUAAUAUAUUUAUAUUUUAAACAAUAAUAGA
Messenger RNA from Kickxella alabastrina, 2286 nucleotides. RefSeq lists its product as uncharacterized. The transcript has a single exon. The record is from RefSeq and is a predicted model, not a curated record. Lineage: Eukaryota; Fungi; Kickxellomycota; Kickxellomycetes; Kickxellales; Kickxellaceae. The coding region runs from base 159 to 2213 and encodes 684 amino acids.